Molecule: messenger RNA, 1434 nt
Organism: Suillus plorans
Lineage: Eukaryota; Fungi; Basidiomycota; Agaricomycetes; Boletales; Suillaceae
Product: major facilitator superfamily domain-containing protein
Exons: 19
Coding region: 1-1434 (477 amino acids)
Biological process (GO): transmembrane transport
Cellular component (GO): membrane
Molecular function (GO): transmembrane transporter activity
Source: RefSeq, a predicted model, not a curated record
AUGAAUUCUAUCAGCUCUGAACACAACCAGUGUGACGAGGAGCGGCCGGAGGACUCGGUUUUGGAUCUCAAAAAUGUCCCAGUGCUAACACCAGAGCAGGAGAAGAAACUGUGGAGAAAGAUUGACCUGCGGAUAAUGCCUAUCCUCAGUUUGAUGUAUCUUCUGGCUUUCCUUGACAGAGGUAACAUAGGUAACGCGGCGUUGGAGGGGAUUAUCACUCAACUGGAUCUCACGGGAGACAAAUUCAACAUUGUAUUGAUAAUGUUUAUCAUAACAUACUGCCUGUUUGAAUGUCCCUCUAACCUGGUUCUUAAAGCGAUCAGACCAUCCAGAUGGCUUCCAGGGAUCAAUUUUGCAUGGGGGGUAGUUAUGUACCCUCAGCUUGUUGGAGUGCGAAUCUGUCUUGGUAUCACUGAGGCAGGUUUGUUCCCUGGUGUGGUUUAUUACCUUACUUUGUGGUACCCGAGACACAUGCUACAAUAUCGAAUUGGCUUGUUUUUUGGUGCUGCAACGGUUGCAGGUGCUUUCUCUGGCUUACUAGCAUUUGGGAUUGGUUACAUGGGUGGCAUGGAAGGACUCGAAGCAUGGUCCUGGAUCUUCCUGAUUGAAGGCCUUGCAACGAUAGUUGUAGCCAUCAUUUCUUUCUUUGUGCUUGUCGACUUUCCGGAAACAGCUAAGUUCUUGACCCCGGAAGAGCGUGCUUUUGUUGUCUGGAGGAAAAAAUAUGACAAUUCAUCGGUCGGCGAGGAAAAGAAGUUUGCUGUUAAGCACGUCUGGGCGGCAUUCACAGACUGGCAGAUCUGGUUGCAUAUCCCCAUUUAUGUGUCAAUCGUUGGGCCUCGUAAUGCAUUCAGCUUUGGAUAUAACACGCCAGUCAGCCAGUUGCUCACCGUACCACCAUAUAUUGCCGGAACUAUCACAUUGCUCGUUUUUGCACACUACUCGGACAAGCUGAAAAUGCGAUCACCUUUCAUUCUUGCCGGCCUUACAAUGUGUCUCAUCGGCUUUUCGAUAAACAUAUCUACCGCACCCGAUAGUGUCAAGUAUUUUGGGACUUACGUCAUUGUUAUGGGAAGCUAUGCAUCAUUGCCUGGUAUCAUUUCUUGGCUUGGAAACAAUCUUUCCGGCCAGUACAAGAGAGGCGUUGGCAUGGCCCUCGAAAUGAGCAUCGGAAAUCUCAGUGGUGUGGUUGCAGCCACCGUCUAUAGGUCGCGAGACGCACCUCGGUUCAUCUUUGGGUAUGCAUUCGAACUCAUGUUCGUCGGGAUUGGAUUCAUCUUUUUGCCGCUUGUGGUGUUUAUCUACAAGAGGAUCAACGCCAAACGCGAUGCUGCCGAACGGCUCGCAAGAGAACGGGGGGAGAAAGUGCAAUAUUCGUACCAGGAAUUGCGGGACUUGGGAGACCGUGCGCCUGACUUCAGAUACACGUUAUGA